AUGGAUCCUGAAUCUCUUCCAUAAAAGAAUUGAAAGCAAUAUCAAAAGAAUCUUAGAAAAACAGAUCUGCGAAGUGGUCAAGAAGUCAUCAGACUCGCACCUGAAGCCCUACCUCCAGACUCUGCCAGUCACCUUGAUGAUUGACCAGGUUGCUGGUAUUGACUACAGACUGUUUAGAGCUCCCCAGGUGACCUCUAAAAGUGUGGACAUACCCAUCAAGGGUGAAUUCUUCAGCCAAAGCCAACGCACCCCAGUCCCUUUCGAUGCCCCAGCCAUGAUGCUGCCCCAACAAUAUGACCGCAUGGUCUACUUCGCAGUCUCCGAGUACGUCUUCAACACAGCCAGCAGGGUCUACCACCAGGCCGGGCUCCUGAAUGUCACCAUCUCAAAUGAGCACCUGGCCGGGUUGUUCCCCAAUAUGCAAGUACAAUUGGAGGCAUCACCUGAAUCAGAGCCGCACCUGUGGUUCACUCUUGGAAAGGUGACCAUUGCACCUGUGAUGGACGUCCAAGCCUUCGGCAUCCUGCCCAACUCCUCUGACCGCAGGCCACUCUUCCAGCUCAGGGUGAAAACCAACUUCUCCAUCUCCAUCAGCGUGAACUCCGAUAGGAUCGUUGGCUCAGUGUCCCCAGAAAGUGAGCUGAAACUCGAAUUGAAACACUCCAACAUCGGUUCUGUCGACGUGGAAGAGAUGGAAACCAUCUUCAACGUCUUUGCACGCGAGGUCAUCUACCCCUCUCUCAAUGCCCAGCUCAAAAAGGGAUUUCCACUCCCUGUUCCAAGGAACAUCUUCCUCAACAAUGUGGAGCUCCAGAUUCAUGAGAACUUCUUGCUCUUAGGGGCCAACAUCAAUUAGACUGUGGCUAGAGGGGUCACCAUAUCACAGCCGGACCUGCCCUUGACCCAGUGGAGGCUCAAAGGCUGCAGCUACUCUCUCCCAUGAGCUCCUGCUGCCCUACCGACACCAGAGAACCUAUGACAUCUGAAGACACAUCUGACCUGGAGACACCUUCCCAACUUUCCUCCUCCUUUUUCUCCUUCCCCCGCCCCAGGUGUUUUCUUUGGAUCCCCUGCUUUACCCUGGGGAGCUCAACCUGACUCCAUACUAGUCUACACUAGAAUCCACUUCCAUUAAGGAAAAAAGCACCAGCAGUGGCCAGGCACCAA
This is a messenger RNA of Marmota monax (woodchuck), 1167 nucleotides long. Its product is annotated as lipopolysaccharide-binding protein-like. Lineage: Eukaryota; Metazoa; Chordata; Mammalia; Rodentia; Sciuridae. The record is from RefSeq and is a predicted model, not a curated record. Bases 137 to 856 code for a protein of 239 amino acids. Gene Ontology annotation, molecular function: lipopolysaccharide binding. Gene Ontology annotation, biological process: defense response to Gram-positive bacterium; innate immune response; acute-phase response. The transcript is spliced from 10 exons.